This is a messenger RNA of Centruroides sculpturatus (bark scorpion), 595 nucleotides long. RefSeq names its product septin-7-like. Gene Ontology annotation, biological process: cytoskeleton-dependent cytokinesis; cilium assembly. Gene Ontology annotation, molecular function: GTPase activity; molecular adaptor activity; GTP binding. The record is from RefSeq and is a predicted model, not a curated record. The transcript has 6 exons. Gene Ontology annotation, cellular component: septin ring; cell division site; septin complex. NCBI's taxonomy places the organism in Eukaryota, Metazoa, Arthropoda, Arachnida, Scorpiones, Buthidae. The coding region runs from base 29 to 595 and encodes 188 amino acids.
CAAUUAUUCAUCUGCCCGCCGAUAUGUUAUGUCGGCAAAAAGGGAGCUUUUUCGCCAACAGUUAUCUCCUGAUUUGUUAGCCCACAGGAAGAAAAAUGAUGCUGGAGCCGUGAGUCCAACACCCAAAGAAAUGGACGAAGAUUCUGAUUACGUUGGCUUUUCCAAUUUGACAAAUGAGAUUUAUCGGCUGUCGGUCAGACGAGGAUUUCACUUCACUUUAAUGCUUGUCGGAGAAGCGGGAUUGGGAAAAUCUACAUUCCUGAACAAUCUCUUCCUCUCCAAUAUUUACUCCGACGAAUAUCCGAGUCCUUCCGAAAGAAUCAAACCAACAGUGCAGAUCGAGACGACGAAGCUGCAGCUGGAAGAAAAUGGCGUCAAGUUAAAUCUAACGGUGGUGGAUGUACCCGGAUUCGGGGAUUCUUUAAACAAUACUGGAUGUUGGCGUCCAAUAACUAAUUUCAUCAAUGAGAGAUUCGACCAAUAUUUAGAAGAUGAAUCGCGCGUGAAUCGUGAUGUUAUUGUGCCAGACAAUCGGGNAAAUAGCACACAAACACCAAAAAAACAGUUACAAAAUACUAAACUUUACUAUUAUUAA